UGCGUCCGCGUUUUGGUUCGACGCGCCCGCCCACGGCGCCGGCGGAGCGAACAUGGCCCAGGCGGCGCGGCUGGCGCGGGCGCUGUGGCCCGGCAGGUGUGCGCUCGCCGACAGGCUGGGCGGCCGCUCCUGGCCACCGCUGCUCGUGCAGAGCCGGGCCGGCUUCGCGGGGGCAGCGAGUGGCCGCCAGGGGCGCCCGCGGCUGCUGGGAGCGGUGGCACUGGCGGUCGGGGGCGCCCUGGGACUGUAUCACACCGUGCGGUGGCACCUGCGCGCCCAGGACCUCCGCGCCGAGCUCCCCGCCGCGCAGUUCUCUCUGUCCAGCCGCCUGCAGCUGACCCUGUACCAGUACAAGACAUGCCCCUUCUGCAGCAAGGUCCGAGCCUUCCUCGAUUUCCACGCCCUGCCCUACGAGGUGGUGGAGGUGAACCCCGUGCGCAGGGCAGAGAUCAAGUUCUCCUCCUACAGGAAGGUGCCCAUCCUAGUGGCCCAGGAAGGAGACAGUUCGCAACAACUGAACGACUCCUCUGUCAUCAUCAGUGCCCUCAAGACCCACCUGGUGUCCGGGCAGCCCCUGGAAAAGAUCGUCACCUACUACCCACCCAUGAAGGCCCUGAAUGACCAGGGCAAGGAGGUCACCGAGUUCGGUAACAAGUACUGGCUCAUGCUGGACGAGCAGGAGGCCCGGCACAUGUACGGCGGGAAGGAGGCCAGGACGGAGGAGAUGAAGUGGCGGCAGUGGGCAGACGACUGGCUGGUGCACCUGGUCUCCCCCAACGUGUACCGCACGCCCGCGGAGGCCCUGGCCUCUUUUGACUACAUCGUCCGCGAGGGCAAGUUCGGGGCUGUGGAGGGCGCCAUGGCCAAGUAUGUGGGCGCGGCCGCCAUGUACCUCAUCAGCAAGCGCCUCAAGAGCAGGCAUCACCUGCAGGACGACGUGCGAGAGGACCUCUACGAGGCUGCCAACAAGUGGGUAGCAGCCGUGGGCCAAGACCGGCCCUUCAUGGGAGGCCAGACGCCAAACCUCGCUGACCUGGCGGUGUACGGCGUGCUGCGCGUUAUGGAGGGGCUGGAGGCCUUCAACGACAUGAUGCGGCACACGCGCAUCCAGGCCUGGUACCUGCGGGUGGAGAAGGCCAUCGCCGAGGCCCCCACGGCACACUGAGCGCCCCCGGCUGGUGGGGGUAGGCAGCAGACUGCUGGGGACGGGGGCCCCUGGGCCAGUCUCCAUGACACUGUAUAGGAGCGUGGGAGUGCGGGGUCCUUCGCCUCCUGUCCGCCUCACCCGCAGCUCCCCAGCUUCUGACACUGAAACUUCCAGGGCUCCGGGUGCUGGGGACAAGGCUGGGCUGUUUCUGCUUAUGACCACUAGGGGAUUCGUGGUCCCCCCAGGGACUGCCUUCCGCCCCUGCCCCGCCCCGGGAUCUGGUCCCUGCCUGGACCUCCCUGUUCUGCAGUCCCUCUCCACGGCCGCCAGGGGGCGCUGUCAUGCUGCAAUAAAGAGGAGGUUUGUUGCUCCCCU
Molecule: messenger RNA, 1522 nt
Organism: Chinchilla lanigera (long-tailed chinchilla)
Lineage: Eukaryota; Metazoa; Chordata; Mammalia; Rodentia; Chinchillidae
Gene: Ptges2
Product: prostaglandin E synthase 2
Exons: 7
Coding region: 53-1165 (370 amino acids)
Cellular component (GO): mitochondrion
Molecular function (GO): prostaglandin-E synthase activity
Source: RefSeq, a predicted model, not a curated record